Seriola aureovittata is the source of this 2599-nucleotide messenger RNA. It is a transcript of the gene lgsn, whose product is annotated as lengsin, lens protein with glutamine synthetase domain. Bases 332 to 2392 code for a protein of 686 amino acids. Gene Ontology annotation, biological process: lens morphogenesis in camera-type eye. The transcript has 4 exons. Lineage: Eukaryota; Metazoa; Chordata; Actinopteri; Carangiformes; Carangidae. Gene Ontology annotation, cellular component: membrane; cytoplasm. Gene Ontology annotation, molecular function: glutamine synthetase activity. The record is from RefSeq and is a predicted model, not a curated record.
AAUAAAUACUUUUGCUCACAUAUCUUUCUGGAAGCACAAACAGAGCUGCUGAGCUCUGCAGUCUCACUUUGCAAUGACACAAAGGCGACUGUGAAUUGUCCUCGCCGGCAGCCAAUGAGCUCAAAGCAGCCGUGGCUCAGUGUCUACCAGCGGCCGGCCGGUGCCAGUUUCCAGCCGGACUCCCGCGGGUGUUGGGGGGCAAAAAGAAUUUUCUAAUCCGUCACCAUUGUACCAAUUGUCUAUAAAAAUUAAUGUGCGAGUGAAGCUCUGUCUUCACAUGAGGGCUAUCAAAUUUCCAAAUCACUGUUCAUGAAAGAGUACAAACAAAGAAAUGAAUGACUCUGAAGAUUUCAAGGAGGCAGAGAAUAGAAGCAAAGACCAAAUAGAUGGCACAGGGAUGAGCCUGGGACACAGGAAGGGAGUGAGGGUGACUGGGAAAUAUGUGACUCCUGUGGACUGGAGCAGCAGAGGAGCGGGUCCAUCCAUCGUCCACUCUCCCACCAGCACCCCCACUGUGAUCUCCAUUGGCCCUCUGCCGCACAGGCCCCCAGAGCGCGUAGAUGUUCCCAGGAUGGAUGAACCUUCUGUCGGGGAGGACUGGCCCGAGGAGGCUCAAACACAGGUGUCCUACGGUGAGAUGGGUGUCCCCAGGCAGACCCUGGAGGAGCUGAAGACCCUCCUGAGGGACAGUCCUCUGCUCAGCGUCCGGGGAAGAGACGACGGGAAGCCAGGGAGUCCUUAUACGUACCUCCACGGGAGCAGCAGCAGGAGCGGUAGAGAUGGUGGUGGAAAGCCCGACGGACGGCAGGACGAUGGAAACCCCCAAAGGGCGUUCAGCACCUUCAAACCCAACUCUGAUGCUUCCAGAAGGGGGCCCAGGUCCAGAGAGAGCACAUCUAUUCAGCAGCCUAGCAGCAUGGAUUCAUCCAGCUCAUUCAGGUCUGAUGCCAACACAAAUAGACAGCCGGGAGUCAGUGCACACUCAUAUGCAAGCGGUGGCUCCUGGGAAGGGACGGGAGCUUCUCAUACAGAUAACGGGAACGAUACGGUCGAGUUCUCCGGCAAUCAGAGGUUCAUAGCAGCCAUGGAGCAGAUCAAGCAGCAAAUCGCCCGAGAAAACAUCAACUUUGUCCGCUUCGAGGCCACCGAUCUCCACGGGGUGUCCAGGUCCAAGACAGUGCCUGUUCGCUUCUUCCAUGAGAAAGCCGUAUACGGGGUUCCAAUGCCGAGAAGUUACUUGGAGCUAACGCUGAGUCCUAAGAGUAACGAAGUGGAUAACGCGAACACUGCCAACUUCAGCAGUGAUGUCCUUUUGAUCCCCGACCUUGCAACCUUCAGGGUCCUACCCUGGGCUGAGCAGACAGCCCGGGUCAUCUGUGACCCCUGCACAGUCACAGGAAGCCCCCUUCGCACUUCGCCACGCCUCAUUGCCAAGCAGCUCCUUGGCCAGCUCCAAAGCCUGGGAUUCUCCCUGCACGCCUCCUUCACCUACGAAUGCUGCGUCCUGGGAGCGCCAGACCGGAUCGGACCAAAAACGCUCCUGUUCCCUGCCACCACCCUGCUGAGCAACCAUGACCUGCCUUUCUUCCAGCAGCUGGUUGACAGCAUGUACUGCAUGGGCGCAGACAUAGACAGCAUCGCUUCUGCCAGCGGGCCCGGCCAGAUGGAGAUCAACCUGAGGCCAGAGUUCGGGAUUGCGGCUGCAGAUAGCGCCUUCACCUUCCGCACCGGCAUCAAAGAAAUGGCUCGUAAACACAGCUACAUCGCCAGCUUCUUCACCGACGAUGGCUUGUACAACGCUGGGGUUCUCUCUCACAGCCUGUGGGAUGCUAAUGGGCGACGUAGCCUCUUCCACAGUGGGGAGAAGCAAGGCGAGCUGUCUGAGAUUGGCAGGAAAUGGCUGGCCGGGCUCCUCAACCACUCUGCUGCACUGAGCUGCCUGAUGUCGCCAGGCCUCGGCUGCCGGAGCCACAUCGCCAAGUCGAUCAAAGACCCCAAACGGAUGCUGUACGCCACCUGUGGCAGCAACGAUAACAGCAGCUCCUUCAACAUCAAAUGUCACGGUGGGCGGGAGACGCACAUUGACAACAAGCUGGGCUCAGCCAUGGCCAACCCUUACGUCGUGCUGGCCGCUACAGUGGCCGCAGGUCUGGACGGCAUCAGACGGAACCUGAACUUUGAGAGCGGCCUGAACAAAGCCCCCAGUCAGCAAAAGGAAUUUUCCAUCCCCGUGAAGCUCGACGACGCUCUGGAGGCGCUGGGGGACGAUCAUGUCAUCCGCAGCACCCUCGGGGAGCCGUUCGUUCAGUAUUUCAUCGCCAUGAAAAAGUUUGAGAUUGAGACCCAAGAGCUGGAUGAUGAGAGGAACAAGUGCCUGGAGUAUUUUAUCUAGAAAUCCUCCAUGUUUUAUAUUAUGCGAAACACAGGUCGUCCUGCCAUACAAAUAAACUAAAUGCAUGAGAAACAACUGCUUGAACAUAAAGGUUGUUUAUUUUAUAUAUUAUGUUGAUAACUUAUUAUCAUUAUUAUUAUUAUUAUUACACAGAUUUUAGAUAUUUUUCAGAGUCAUUUCAAAAUAAAGGUAUAAACACACCCUCAA